CUUCUCGGGAACCCGGCGCACAGCUGGGGUGCUUGUCGCGCCGGUAGCACCGUUUCCGCAGAGGGCUGUGUCUGGCUAUGAAUAGACCUUUUUUUCUCUCUUUCCUGGUUGCCUGAAUGGCAGUCUCCCUCCUGCGGUCCCGGAGGCUGACCCGAGCGUGAAACUCCAAAACGGACAUCAGAGUGGGGUCGUCCGUUCCUGCUCGGACUCAAGGCUCUCAGCGAGGCUCAAAGAGCCCGUGCCCUGCUGAGGCUGGCAUGCAGGAUGGCAGGACAGCCCAGCCACAUGCCCCAUGGAGGGAGCCCGAACAACCUCUGCCACACCCUGGGACCCGCGCACCCUCCUGACCCACAGAGACACCCCAGCACCCUGUCUUUUCGCUGCUCGCUGGCGGACUUCCAGAUCGAGAAGAAGAUAGGCCGAGGACAGUUCAGCGAGGUGUACAAAGCCACCUGCCUGCUGGACAGGAAGACGGUGGCUCUGAAGAAGGUGCAGAUCUUCGAGAUGAUGGACGCCAAGGCGAGGCAGGACUGCGUGAAGGAGAUCGGCCUCCUGAAGCAACUGAACCAUCCAAACAUCAUCAAGUACCUGGACUCGUUCAUCGAAGACAACGAGCUCAACAUCGUGCUGGAGCUGGCCGACGCGGGCGACCUCUCGCAGAUGAUCAAGUACUUUAAGAAGCAGAAGCGGCUCAUCCCCGAGAGGACGGUAUGGAAGUACUUCGUGCAGCUGUGCAGCGCCGUGGAGCACAUGCACUCGCGGCGCGUCAUGCACCGAGACAUCAAGCCUGCCAACGUGUUCAUCACGGCCACAGGCAUCGUGAAGCUUGGUGACCUCGGUCUGGGCCGCUUCUUCAGCUCUGAGACCACCGCGGCCCACUCCCUAGUUGGGACGCCAUACUACAUGUCGCCAGAGAGGAUCCAUGAGAACGGCUACAACUUCAAGUCCGACAUCUGGUCCCUGGGCUGUUUGCUGUACGAGAUGGCAGCUCUCCAGAGCCCCUUCUAUGGGGAUAAGAUGAACCUCUUCUCCCUCUGCCAGAAGAUCGAGCAGUGUGACUACCCGCCCCUCCCCGGAGAGCACUACUCGGAGAAGUUACGAGAACUGGUCAGCAUGUGCAUCUACCCCGACCCCGACCAGAGACCUGACAUUGGCUAUGUGCACCAGGUGGCCAAACAGAUGCACGUCUGGACAUCGAGCACCUGAGCACAGACACACCAGGCCUUACCAAAGCCAGCACCACUCUGCCUUGAGUCUUCUUCUCUCCAAAGUGGCCACCUGGUAGCCUAGAACAGCUAAGACAACAGGGUUCAGCAAGUUCCCCAAAAGGGGGCCCAGCUUUACAGCAGAUGCUGAAAGCAGAGCAGCUGGGGGGAGGGGCACUGAUGGUCAAAUUUAAAGUCCUUGCUUUAUAGUGUUGUGGACAAUCUCAGCUGGGUUCGCAAGGGUAGGUGGGUCAGCGAGCCACUGAAGCCCCCCUUGUAUCUGGAUUGUAAUGUGAAUCUUUAGGGUAAUUCUUCCAGUGACCUGUCAGGGUUUAUGCUAAUAGACUUGCAGGAGACUCUGAUUUGUGUAGUGAGCCUUUAAAAAUGGUUAGUACUAAGUUGAGUUUAGCUCUUAGUAUCUUUUCAAACAAUCAAGCUGUUGUGCUUAAUUUACUCUGUUGUAAAGGGAUAAAGUGGAAAU
Microcebus murinus (gray mouse lemur) is the source of this 1686-nucleotide messenger RNA. It is a transcript of the gene NEK6, whose product is annotated as NIMA related kinase 6. Lineage: Eukaryota; Metazoa; Chordata; Mammalia; Primates; Cheirogaleidae. The record is from RefSeq and is a predicted model, not a curated record. Gene Ontology annotation, molecular function: protein serine/threonine kinase activity; ATP binding. Gene Ontology annotation, cellular component: cytosol. Gene Ontology annotation, biological process: peptidyl-serine phosphorylation; chromosome segregation; positive regulation of canonical NF-kappaB signal transduction.